CAAUCAAUGAGUUCUACAAGAGCAAAAUUUGCGACCGAGACUGGUUUUACGCUGUUCAUCCCUUGAUUGAUACGGUUUCUCGCCGGCACUAUUACGACACAACUUGCAUCGAGAUGUCAGACGCACUCAGCGUGGUGGCUAGCUUACUGGGCUUUGCGAGCUUUUUAAAGACUGCAAUGAACUGCGUCACCGGCUAUGAGAGGACUGUAGAGAUUAGACGGUAUUUGGAGGCUUUGGAAAGAACGCGGAACUCCAUAAUGCUUAUGUCUCAGUUUCUCACGGAUUCUGGCGUUGACCAUGCCACUAACAUUGUCCAUGGUUUUACAUCCAGAAUCGGGUCCCAGAUUUCUGACGUUUAUCCUGAGGUCGAACGUGUGACAAGGGCGGCGAUGGAAAAGGGAUCAUUUACAGAGGGCAAUUUCGACUUGAAAAUUGCUGCUGAACGCCUGAUGAAGCUUGCGGACGACUUCGACUCUACGACACCACUGCUUCGCAAUUUAGAACAUACCUUGAGGUUGCGUCGGAUUGAGGCUCGUCUAGAUGCUGUCUUCGAGCUAUCCGGUCAAACAGCGGCGGGGAGUAAGGCAGCGUGGGACACCAUACAAUUGAUAGAGAAGAGGAUCAAGGUCGGUGCGAAUGAGGAAGAAGAACUUGCAAAGGCAAUUGAAAGAUGGGAUGAGAUGAACCCCGACUCGUCAAUCCAAGAGAGAGCGAAAAGCAUAGAGGCUAUACGUGAUGUGCUCAAGAUCACACUAGGAAGCCUGCAAGCUUUCAAGAACGACCCCAUGUCACUUCCAUUCGUCAUACCUGUUCCGGCUGCAGAAGACGUUCAGGCACGUGUAAAGUUGGACACGGGAAGCCGGUGGAAUUGGAUCAGCUCCGAGGUAUUAAGAAAAGCUGGUAUAUCUUUCGAAGCCCGUGAAGACCUAGGAGAACUUACCGGGGCAGGCAGAGAUCCCCUCACAUUUAAGCCGCUUGGUAGGGUUUCAGUCACAUGGCUCUCAACGAAUCAAGCCCUCAGCAAGACCGACGAUUUCCUGGUCCAUGACCCCAGCUAUAUACCCUGCGAUGUUAUUCUCGGCGAGACGUGGAUUUUCAAUGAUCUUGCCCGCCACCAAAUCUCGGAGCCCGUGCUUCAAAUCAGACAGCUGAUUACCAAAGAGCAGAUUCUAGAGGUCGAAACACAAGCCAAAAGAGAUGGCGCCAGCAACGCUCAAGUGAUCAAACUUCAUUCGGAGGUAGACAAAGUAAAGCGGGAAGAGAAGCGGCGUAUGAAACUAGCUACCAGAGCAGCUUAUAGAGCACUCACGCCAAUGUCUGGGGUGUCACCUUUAACUUCUACAACCCCCCUUGGUGUUACACGGCGCGCAAGCAUGACGUCUGUUUCUCGGUCACUCUUAUCGGAUCAUGCGCGCUUGACGCCAGAAACCACUCGAUCGACGGAAAAUGUGUUCUCGUUAACUGAGGAUGUAAGGAAUACCUCCUCGCGGGUUUCGGGCUUGAUAUGAAUCAUCAUGUGCUCAGUGAAAGACUUGAAAUUUAGUUAUUCGACUUAUAAACGGCUCACUGUAGCAGAAAAUAGGGAAAGUAUGAUUAGGAUACGAUACGAAGGUAAUUAGUGAGAGAAAGUACUAGGAGGCCAACCUUGUCAUGUAGCGCUCUUUCAUUUAAGGUAGUGAGCAAUACACCUAUCCGAUAUCCUUGUAGUAA
Messenger RNA from Colletotrichum godetiae, 1710 nucleotides. RefSeq lists its product as uncharacterized. The annotation marks the transcript as partial. The record is from RefSeq and is a predicted model, not a curated record. Lineage: Eukaryota; Fungi; Ascomycota; Sordariomycetes; Glomerellales; Glomerellaceae. The transcript has 3 exons.